Molecule: messenger RNA, 2032 nt
Organism: Falco peregrinus (peregrine falcon)
Lineage: Eukaryota; Metazoa; Chordata; Aves; Falconiformes; Falconidae
Gene: TYW3
Product: tRNA-yW synthesizing protein 3 homolog
Exons: 6
Coding region: 1-783 (260 amino acids)
Biological process (GO): tRNA methylation
Cellular component (GO): cytoplasm
Molecular function (GO): tRNA methyltransferase activity
Source: RefSeq, a predicted model, not a curated record
AUGGCGGCCUUCGGGCAGCAGAAGGCGCGGCGCCUGGCACGGGUAGAUGCCAGCAGGAAGGGCGGCCUGGACGAGCGGGCUGCCCCUGUCGUGCAGCUCCUCAAUGGGCGAGCGCGGUUCUGCACCACCAGCUCCUGCUCGGGCCGCCUGGUGCUGGCGCAGGGCAGCGCGGCGGGCCCAGGCGGCUGCGGGAUCCAGAAGAAACACUGCGGAUGGCUCAUGGUCGCGCACGACGCCUGCGGCAAAGCCGAUGUGAUGAAAGCACUAGAGAAAGCCACUGGCGACAUUGUGCUGAAGUUUGAACCAUUUGUUCUUCAUGUGCUAUGUCAAGAGCUGCAAGAUGCACAGCUUCUGCAUUCAGUGGCUAUUGAAUCUGGGUUCAGGAACUCUGGUAUUACAGUUGGCAGAGGAGGAAAAAUUACAAUGGCUGUCCGGAGCACUCAUUGCUUAGAAGUUCCAUUGAGCCACAAGGGGAAAUUGAUGGUCUCUGAAGAAUAUAUUGAAUUUCUGAUACACGUAGCUAAUCAGAAAAUGGAAGAAAACAUAAGAAGGAUUGACAGAUUCUACAAACGCUUAGAGUUAGCUUUGAAAACUGCCAUCAGUGCUAACAACUCACCGUCUGAGGAGACAGCGAAAAGUCGUGCUGUGUACGUUCGCAGAAGAAAGAGAAAGACCAUUCAAGAACAAGACGUACGUACCUCUCCAAAGGAUCACAAUGAAGCAUUGGAGCCCGAGGAUGAUACAGAAAGCAGUCUUGGUAUUUUUGCUGAAAUCCUGAUAUAGACUAAGGCAUUUGAAAGCAAAUGGCAAACUGAAUAAUAAUUGUAAUGCUCUUUGUAAGAGAUAUAAAUACUACUCUUUUCUAGGUAGCAACACUCUCAUGGACAUUUAGCAGAAAAAAAGGUAAUUAAACAGAAUUGCAAACAGGUUUAGUGCCACAGAAGCAGAGAGAACAAACCCUUAGAAUAUUGUGGGUUGUCAGUUUUUUUUAACAGCACUGUUGAUUUAACAAUCUUUUACUCUGUCCAUCAGUUAUCACAAAAAUAACUGCUACAGCCUUCAGCCAUGUUCUCCAUGGAAGCAUUUCAGUUCCCAGUGCUGGGUUUUGGCCUUCUGAUUUUUGCAGAGCAGAGAAACUCUUAAAAACCGAGUUAUUAUCCAUGAAGGUUUUUAAUGCCUCUACAACCUCUGCACAACAGUGUGCACCAACACAGAUGGCCCUUUCAGAACCACAUACUGGUCAGCUGAAGAGCAGUGCCUGAUGCGGGGUUAGAAUAGGAAAGCAGAAGCUACAUGCUGCUCUGUGCCAGCUUCAGGGUCCAUCCCGAGCGUUGCUCUGGGCAGCAGGGUUGAUGCUGUUUUCCUGCACUUCGCUGUGUUGCAGGCUCCAGCCCCAUGGUGUUCGUGUGUUCUGCUUCCCUCGGCCAGUGGCCAUUAAGCGUUAUUUUUCUUUGUAUCUUUUAGCCAGCUCUGUACACCGACAGUUGGUUAGCUCACUCGCGUAUUGUUCUGUGCGGCCAGCACCCAGCCUCAGGUCCGGCUGUUGGGCAGAAAGUCAACCGAAGCACACAGUAACAGGCUCUCUUACCAGGCUGUGACCACUGACGUGCCAUCAGUGUUAAAUAUAAACCAGUGCAGUAAUUUAUGCAUUCUUGUAUUGUACCACUGGAGUAGUCACUCCAUACUGUAUUUUUCAGAAAAAUGGUUAAUUUGCAAACCUUAGCAACAGUGAAUUGUGAGCCCUUCCCUCUAUGACGGGGUGAUCGCUAUCACUGCAAAGCAAGACCGUGACUAAAGGACACGGUUUAUUUGAAACUCUGAAACUCCCAUUUCAUACAGGUAGGGAGUUGUCAUUGUUUCCAUUACAUAAGCCUGCGUCUUGGGGUCAUUUUAAUUCCCCUGUAAAAAUUUGAUAUACUAGAUGGCAGCCAACAGGAAAAGUAAUUGGUGGCUUUAAAUAGAUUCUGAAAUAUCUGUUAGGCUAUGUUUCCAGUAGCAGGCAUUCAAAAAAAAAAAACCUUGCACCUUUUGA